CUAGUCGAUAAUUUUAUUGAAGUUGUCGCUGUCGGUUCGUCGCUUGCCACCAGCGACAACGAACGGGUCGUCGUCGUCAUUAAACUGACCCAUCCCGAAGCUGGUCUUCGCAGCGUGCAUGCCACAAACGCGCGUCUGUCACGACUAACGUUCAUCCUGGAAAAGUCAGGAACGAUUCAACGUUCUUCGUCUUUGUCGACACUAUGGCAGACCUGUCACCUGGCCUGGGCAUGAUAAGUACGCGCACAUCGCGGUCCUCGAUGUCUAGCAAUAUUAAUGCCUUCCCACUCAUGCGUCGUACAUCUGAGAGUAGUACGCCGUCAACGCCAUCCACACCGUCAAGCAUUCCAUCCUUUCGCGCUAUCCGUAAUCUCCUUCCCUUCGGAAAUAGCAAACCAACGUUGCCAGCUCAGCCCUCAACACAAACAAAACACCCGUUUCACUUUGCCUCUCUCCGUCGCUCCAGUGAUCGCAAACCUUCCAUUUCUUCUGUCCGCGACCAUCAACGUGAUCAGGAUAAUCCCCCUGUCAUAUCUAUAUCACGUCUUGAUGCUGAAGAUUUUGAUGCGCACAAGAGGAGCUAUGAUAUUGUUCGCGCUGCUUCAGCCUCCGACAGUCUCCUUCCUUCACUCUCUGCUUCCCAGUCCCCUGAUGACGAGAUGUAUGCCCCCGUGCACUUAUGCCCCGCUGACCUUAGCACCAUCCUCGAAGCUGACAACUCGGGUAUCUCGAAAUAUAUCCCCUCCGCAAGUCCUUCCCCAUCACCCUCCCCUACUUCCCCACACACUUUCUUUCCAUCCAAGGUCACAUUUCCUCCCCCACCGGCUCAGGCUAUCAAUUUUAUUUCCGAAGAGUGCCCUGUCUCUCAAACUUCUUGUGAUCCCUCUCCCACCACAUCAAAUCUCGAUUUAUCCCUUUCAAAAUUAUCUGCCGAAAUCCACGACGUCCUAUCCCCCACUACUGCCGACGGUUGGUCUAGCGCUGUCGUGGUUGAAGAUGCAGACGUGGUACCGCAAUUAUCCUCACUCCGAGGAACAAACCAUGGGUUUGACAGUGGGGAUACAAUUGCGUGUUUCCCUCAGAUCUCAGACCCAAAUGCAUCCUUUGACUUCAGUGCGCUGGAUCCUGAUCUUGCCGAGUUACUCAGUCCUCAUCGCGCGCCCAACAUGGGAGAAUCAGCCACCGAUAAUUUGGUACCAAAUGGGCCUACUAGUGCGCCAUACCCAGUUGCAACUUCGACAAUUCCUCAAACACCUGACCCUCGACUACACUCCGCGCCUUUAGCUGAACGACCUAUUACACCUUUGUCGCAAGGAUGCUCUUCCGUCGAGCCGCUAUCACGAGACUCAAUAACACCUCUAUCAUUGAACAUACGGUCAUCAUCGGUCCUCCAGCCAGAUGCACGAUCACCGGUAUCUCUGGGCUCCAGACCCUCACGAGGAGUUGUACGCUCUCCAGGGCCUACGCAGCUUCCUAUUUCCCGUCCCUCUCUAAACAUGCGUUGGCCACCGUCGCAUUUGCCAAGGCUCAUGCGGAGCGUUACUUCUGCCUCUCCUACGAUCGCUGCGAGCACGCCAGGAACAUCUGUAGAAACAGCCACGGGAACACAGAGACGUCAGCCCUUGUCUCCUUUAUCGGCUGGGCAGGUCACAGCGGACACGGUAAUGCGAUCGUCAUCGGAUACUACGGGGUUAAGGGUAUCUUCGGACACAUGUGUGCCUCGUCCAUUAGUAGAUGUCAACUUCACGCCCCGCUCUUCUUCUGAUACCGGGAUAAGGAAUGCUCGCGCGGGAUCAGCCGAGCAGAAUCAGCACCCAAAGCUGCAGAGACCCGUAUCCUCGUGCCCAAAUGUCAACGUUGUGCCCACUGGAAAAGCGCCCCCUUCGAUGCCCUAUAUCACUACAACCCUUGUACCUAGUGCUGCCGCACCCUCCAGUCUUACUGCGUCUCCCUCAACCACGCUCACAUCCUCACCUUCCGCUACCACCUCCAGCACAAACCCAAGGACUCCCACAUCUAGCCCGCCCCCAACUACAAGCACCCCCCAUGACCCAACCCAUCUCCGUCGCCGUCAUCAUCCCCACCUCUUUGUCAGCCGGAAGAGAAGCUUAAGUGUUGAUGAACCCUCAUCCUUAUCUGCUCAAAUUGAGAAACCGGGGUCAAGCGCAAAUAAUCGCCUCAAUGGUACCGAGAGGUUCGGACUUGGUGUAAGGAACGGAGUUGGAGAGAGAGCAGGCAGACUCAAGCUCACCUCUGGAGAAAACAGGCUUGUGUCCUCCCCCCUCACCCGCAGCACGCAUACACCAGGACCUCCAACCAUGGAAUGGCUUGGUCCGAGGACUGUCAAAGCAUUUGCUGCCGCUGGAUUAUUAGACUCGGAACGGGAGGAGGCUGGUUCACGGUUCGAACGAGAGAGGGCUGGGUCUGGCAGUGUCAAUCGAUUUGAGCAGGAUCGAGAAGGCGCAAGCUCGGCGCUGAGUCGGUUUAAUCGUGACCGUGAAGGCGCUACUUCGGUGAUGAGCCGGCUGGAUCGUGAUUGUGAAACGUCUGUUGGCCGUUAUGAUAGAGAUCGCGACUAUUCGACUAUCAACCGUUAUGCUUCCUUGCGGGACCAUGCUCCUUCCCGUGCGGCAUUUUCAGAGGCUGCAAGCACUUCUUCGUUGGGCACGAGGAGCGCGUAUACGACAGGGAAUGCUGGUGCACCAUGGAGCCCGAGCCCGACGUUCUCGAGUGCCGCGAGGACUGCGUUAUCGGGAAGCACAGCCCCUACGAGUGUAAGCAGUGGUGUGGGAUCGGGGGCUGGAGCUGGCGUUGGAAAUGCAAUGGGAGCGAACGUCCGGACGCUCCAAGAAAGGCACUGUCUCGAGACCUCCGCACUCCUGAAUGCACUUGCGGAUUCACAGGAGGCGUGCAGGAGACUGAGGGAGGAGAAUGGGAUGCUGAGAGAGAGAUUGAGGAUGUUAGAAGCUAUGGCAAAUCAGGACAGAGAUGAUGUGGGCUUGGACAGAGGCGUAGGACUUGGCGUGCUUAGCCGAGACGAAGCACGCGAGUCCGAUAAAACACAACGCUGCGAUCAAGACUUCGAGCGUUUGCCCAGAAAACACCUUGCUUCUCCCCGCGCCUCCCCUGCUCAUCAAUCCCAAACGCUCACUCCUGUCCCCCAUAGAAAUCUUAUCCAACGAUCGCACUCGCAUCUCCUGCAGCAUGGCAGACACCAUACUGUAUCAGCUAAAGCGUCUUUCGAUUUCACAUUUGGACGGACUCCCUCCCCGUCGCGGUCCACGCAGUUCAGAUCUCCUUCUCCGCCGCAAAAACAGCCUCAACCUACAUCUUCAUUAUCCAUCCAGCCUCCUCUUUCCCCGCAGAAAAGUCAACUGCAGAGACGACGACGCGCAAGCACAUCUUCGAGCUUGUUCCCUGCUCCACCCCCUGAAAUGUCGAUGUUGAUGUUGGAGGAUGUGGGGUUAACUAACGUGAUGAGCGAGUCACCGCCUUCUCCUGGCAGUUCCUCCCCUGUUAAAAAUUUGGGGCAUAAACAUUCGCAUUCCAUGAUUCCUCGUUCGCAUCCCUUCUAUGCCUCUCAGUCCUCUUACGCCAGUCAAUCUGUAUCAUUCACUUCCUUCGCAUCGACAGGCACAGUAGCUGCGAGCCCAAGCACUGCGACUUUCUCGAUGACUGAAGGUCCUGGGUCUCCAAAUAGUCUACAAUUGCGUCCCGAACACGAGUUACAUCUUGGGGAUAUGACAAGUUUGAGUCUGUAUGCUAUGAGCGAUGGGGAGGGGGAUGAUGGGGAUGAGGAGGUAUGAAUUAUGUUUUGUGUCAGCGAUGGUGUUCGAGGUACGGUCGCCUCCUGAUAAUUAUGUUUUACAUGCGCUAUGCUCUAGGAUGUUCAUCGUUCGUUUGUUCUGAUCCGUGUCUCAUUUCUUGCUCUAAUUUGUUCAUCUUUCUCAUUUUCAUCUGCUCUCGUGUACCGCAAAUUUGAUCUUA
Molecule: messenger RNA, 3987 nt
Organism: Suillus bovinus
Lineage: Eukaryota; Fungi; Basidiomycota; Agaricomycetes; Boletales; Suillaceae
Exons: 3
Coding region: 204-3806 (1200 amino acids)
Source: RefSeq, a predicted model, not a curated record